CUGGCAAAUUGCUUGCCUUGAUUGAUCACAUGUUCUCUUGACCAAUCAGAUCCCAGUAUUGUCGGUGACGUCUCUUUCUCCAGCUGGCAGCCGUUCUCAAGGUAAAUUGAAAUUAUGUCUCUUUGCGACGACACCCUCCUGUGCAACUUCGCCAAGUGUCGGGUCAAGCUGACCACCUUUGCCUGGGUCACGGCCUGUUCGCACGUGUUCUGCGAUCAGCACGGGUCCCGUGAAUUUAACCAUGCUCCAACCAUCUGUCCGGCCUGCUCGUCCACUCUGUCUAAAAAAAUUGACAUUUUAAGGACAGAGCUGUCGCCGUCCGAGCAUUACAAGGCCAUGGUGCUGUGUGGUCUGCGCCCAGACAUAGUUCUGGACAUCACUUCCCGAGCUCUGGCCUUCUGGAACUACCAGGUCCAUCAGGAGCGCAUGUAUCAGGAAUACAGUGCGACUCGUGUUGAAAAGCAGCUGCUACAGAUGGAAAAUGUUCUGACCCAGCAGAACCAGACCAGGCAGCUAGAGCUGUCAGCCAUGAAAGCGGAAAUUGCCUACUUGAAGAAGAUGUUGGAGGACUACAAGAGGAAGAACGUCGAUGUGUCUGAGCGGCUGAUGGAGAAGAGCAGGCAGUACCAGAAGCUUCAAGGCAUGUAUGAACAGCUGAGGAUGCGCACCAUGGUGUUGGACAGUGGCCAGUCCCCGCGUCAGCUGACAUACCACAAUGUCAAUACUGGGGUGGCCAGCCACCAGACUCCCGAAAGGAACCCCCACUUCUUGCCAUGUCUGGAUUCUGACAGACGCAGAAACUUCUUCCAGCUUUGCUCCCCUGUUCACAACAAAGACCGAGCAGUCAUGAAGAACUGAAGACAGCAGGGGAGACAUCCGUUUGAAAGUAGACUUUGUUCAAGACUUGUUCUUCUGGAAGCGUUUUGUGGAGUUUAGUGCCCUGUCAGUUUGUAUUCUGUUUCCCCAAAAAGGGUUAGUAGGAGUCUUAACCUUCUAAAAAAAAAAAAAAAAAACUUCUCUUGUUUGUCACUGAAUGUUCUUUCAGAAAGCUGUAAUAAAGUCACAGUGAACUUACUUUUUGAUUUAGUUAUCAAAUAAAAGCCUGGAUUGUGUUUGUGUGAUAGAAUCUUGAGUAUAGCAGAAACUUUCUGCGGCAUAUAAUAUCUAAUAUUUAGUUUUAUAUAAUGUAAUAUUUUACAGAGGCCUGAUAAAUUAAGAUGCUGGUUAAAAAAAAGGACAUCGGGCUGCACUCUUGACAUUCCUGAAUUAAUAAAAUACCUUAAAAAUAUAUC
Nerophis lumbriciformis (worm pipefish) is the source of this 1292-nucleotide messenger RNA. The record is from RefSeq and is a predicted model, not a curated record. Lineage: Eukaryota; Metazoa; Chordata; Actinopteri; Syngnathiformes; Syngnathidae.